Stegostoma tigrinum is the source of this 3908-nucleotide messenger RNA. RefSeq names its product regulator of chromosome condensation (RCC1) and BTB (POZ) domain containing protein 1 (gene rcbtb1). Lineage: Eukaryota; Metazoa; Chordata; Chondrichthyes; Orectolobiformes; Stegostomatidae. The record is from RefSeq and is a predicted model, not a curated record. Gene Ontology annotation, molecular function: protein binding. Bases 669 to 2264 code for a protein of 531 amino acids. The transcript is spliced from 12 exons.
GAUCAGCACGUGACCUCCGGGGCUCCAGGCGACGUGCAGCAGCUCGAUGGGGACGGAAGUUAAGCGGUAACCUCAGGAUGAUCGUAAGGUUGUCUAACCGGAUAAAGACUUGUGUGGGUUCUCACCCGCAACCUGCUUGUCACACAGAACCCGCGGCGGCGGCGGGUGUAGAGUUUUAGAGUCAGAUCAGCAGAACCGAUGUUGCCAGCCGAAGGAAUCUACUUCCCAAUUUUAACUUCAGUGUCAGAUGUUUUCUGUGGGUUCCUCACUGAAGGACGUGAGCAACAGAGGUUAAUAGUUUGUAAAUAGAUCUGCAGGUUUUGAGCAAAACAAAAUGUAGAAGCGGGGUGGGUGGGGUGAACGUGAGGAAGAAUCAUCGAGUCAGUGCUAUCAAUCUGGAACAACGCUGUCGUAAUCAGAGUUGAACAAAUCUGACCAUCAGUUUAGGUGGUCUUCUCAAAGAGGAAGUUUUUUUUGGUGGGGGGGCGCUCUCCAGGCAAAUAAGCUUGUACCACAUCAAGGAUAACACAGUGUAGAGCUGGUGAGGAACACGGCGGGCCAGGCGGCAUCUGAGGAGCAGGAAAGCUGACGUUUCAGAAUCACUGCUGAAGGAUGGAGGAAAUGUGACCAGGUGAUGUCUUUAACCGACUGUCCUUAAGCAAGCAGUCAUGGUAGAUGUUGGAAAGUGGCCUGUGUUCAGCUUGCUUUCUCCACAGGAAAUUAAAUUGAUUAAUCAAGCCUGUGUCUUUGGUACUUCAGCAACUGAGGCAAUCUACGUCACAAAAAAUGACCAAGUGUUUGCACUUGGAGUAAAUUGCAGUAACUGCCUAGGAAUCGGGGAUGGUCAGAAUGUAGUUACACCAAAGAAAAUAGAAGCUUUGUGUGGGAAGAAAAUAAUUUCUCUCAGUUAUGGAAGUGGACCUCAUAUUUUACUUGCAACUACAGAUGGUGAAACUUAUUCCUGGGGCCUUAACAGUUAUGGCCAGCUGGGCAACGGAACAACCGGUCCAGGUUCAUUGCCUUUCCUUGUCUCGAGCAUGUUCUAUGACAAGAAAGUGAUUGAGGUUGCUUGUGGCUCCAAUCACUCUAUGGUCCUAACAACAGAAGGCGAGGUCUACUCUUGGGGUCAUAAUAACUGUGGGCAAGUUGGAUCAGGAUCUACUGCAAGCCAGGCAACACCACGGAGAGUAACAAACUGUUUGCAGAACAAGAGGAUUGUUGCUAUUGCUUGUGGUCAGAUUUACUCCAUGGCUACAUCAGAUAAUGGAGAGGUGUACAGUUGGGGUUACAAUGGCAGUGGUCAACUGGGAACAGGAAUCAGUGGAAACCACCUUACUCCUUGCAGAGUGACUGGGUUACAAGGAAUUUGUGUCCUUCAGAUUGUCUGUGGUUCUGCUCACACACUCGCACUAACAGAUGAGGGCUUGCUAUAUGCCUGGGGAGCUAAUACAUCUGGACAGCUGGGUAUUGGAAAUAAAAUCAAUCAGCUGGUUCCAGUACUGGUCACUUUGGAGAAAGAAAGGAUUGUGGAGAUUGCAGCCUGUCAUUCUACUCACACCUCAGCUGUGAAGACCCAGGGUGGUCAAGUUUACAUGUGGGGACAUUGCCGGGGCCAGCCGGUUACCAUCCCACGUCUCACUCACUUCUCUUGCACAGAUGAUGUGUUUGCCUGCUUUGCCUCUCCAGCAGUUACAUGGCGCUUCCUGUCCAUAGAACAGGAUGAUCACCUGACUGUAGCUCAGUCUCUGCACAAGGAAUUUGACAGCUUGGAAACAUCAGAUUUAAAGUUCUGUGUGGAAGGAAAAUUCAUCCAUGUUCAUAAAGCUAUUCUAAAAAUAAGGUGUGAACAUUUUCGAACUAUGUUUCAAUCCUACUGGAGUGAAGAUGAAAAAGAGGUGAUUGAGAUUGAUCAAUUCAGCUAUUCAGUGUAUCGUGCCUUUCUAGAAUACUUGUACACAGACUGUGUCAAUCUUCCUCCUGAGGAUGCAAUAGGGCUUCUGGAUCUGGCUACUUCUUACUGUGAAACCAAAGUGAAGAAACUAUGCCAAGAGAUCAUUAAAAGGGGAAUUACUGUGGAGAAUGCUUUCCUAUUGCUGUCAGCAGCUGUCCGUUAUGAUGCAAAGGGUUUAGAAGAGUUUUGCUUCAAAUUUUGUAUGAAUCAUUUGACUGCAGUCACUGACACUGAUGCAUUUUGGCAAAUGGAUGGAGCUCUCUUGAAAGAAUUCAUUGUAAAAGCAAGCAAGUGUGGAGCUUUCAGAAACUGAACUUAUGGGGUAGGCAUUUUCCCCUAUUAAGGGGAAAUCGAUCCAGUUUUGAUGGAAUAUUCCCACUCACUCAUCUCUAAUUUAUACUAUUGCCAGUCUGAUUUGUAAACAGUGGGAUAUUCAUCAAAUUUCAACAAUAUAAUUGACUUCUUCAAUGUAUUUGAAAAGACUGGACUACAAUUGUGCUCAUUUCUUGACUGCACUUAGUUUCUUAGAUGUAAAUUUCUGAUCACUUUUGCAGCAAGUAAAUGUUAUAAUAAAAUUAUUUGAUCAUGUACAUAGUUUGCUAUGACAGUAAUUUAGUAAGAACUGAGUUGUUCCUUAUUUUGGUAAUUGUGAGGUAAUGACUCUCACAUUAUGAAUUUGGGAUAUACCUUGCUGUCAAACGGAACCACUUUUCUGUUAAGCCUUCUGAGAAAAAAUUGUGACAUGGCCUGGGCUGUAAAAUUUGGAAAGAUUCUAUGAAUAGAAUGUCAAAGGUUCACUUUUGUUUGUGGCAUUUGAUUAUACCUUGUGAAUUUCUCACGUUAAACUCUAUCCUAGCAAUUUCUGUUGCAGAUUUUUUCCAAGAUAUUGGGAAUACUUUAGUUUGUUUACCUGCCAUUAAGUCUUAUUAUCAACAACUUAUAUGGAAGAAAAUGAUCAAAAAUCGCUUUAUAUUAGUGAGAUUGAAUUCAUUUUAAAAUGAAUUCAAUGUCAGUUUUUCAAAAGGCCAUUCAAAUAGUGCUGGAUACUAAUAUGAUAAAGUUGCUUUAUGAAUUUAUUUGGCCUACUACCAUAUUAUUAUUAAACUCUACAAGUUGAUAUUAAAAAAAACACUUCUGGACUUUUUUUCAAAUAUUGGAGCACUAGCCUAGAACAUGAGCAAAGCUGCUACCAUUAUUUCUUUUGUAAUUCAGAGGUCUGACUGAACCCUUCGAUCAUCCUGUUUUCUUGUCAGUAUUAUGUUUGUGCACAGAGUUGCAGAAAAGUUCAUAUUUUGUGCUGGCAUCAAAUAUUCCAAGCACACAUCUAUUUCCAAUUUUCUGUAAAAAUUCAUGAUGCUACUCUUUGUGAAUCAAGUGGGAUAUUUGACUGUCCCAGUUUGCUGUUCAAUACACUGCAAAAUAAUGCACAGUCUGUAACCUUGCUGGUUUUUAAGGGAAAAACUGCUUGGAGUCAAUCUCCCAUGCAUGCCAUGUAAAGCUGCGGACAGUUAUUGUUUAUAUAGUAUUACUACUGCUUUCUCCACACACAAUGUCUCAAUUAGCUAUGUUCCUAACCACGAAAAGGGAAGGUGGAUACAUGUUUAGGUUUUUUUGAGCCAAACCAACACAAAGAAAGGAAUACAGAAGCACACGUGGUUCUAGCAACAGCAGUCUUGCAAGAGCAACAGAAUCUAGAGUGAUAUUUCUGUGAUAAUGGUCAAUGUUUAUUUUACACAAAGGCUUGUUUUUUUUCCCCAGGUUGUUACUUACCCUUCUUUAUUUGAGACCACUGAUGUGCUUAGUUUUCCAGGUGUUUUUAUGACCCCCAUGGUAAACAUAUUGACAACAUUGUGUACCUUGUGCUUCGGACAAAGUGUUAUGAUAGUCUAAGGAGCAUAUCACUGAGAACAUAAAAACACAGCUGGCUCGAACACAAUUUUUGCUUGGAGGCGAAUAA